UCCUCCCCAGUGUCCUGUCACUUUCUGCUGUCCCCGUUUUAUUCUAAGGGCUAUAGCCUGCGGCUCAAAGCACAAAGUCAUUCAGUGCGCUGAACUUCUGCAAAGCCUGCCUUGUCUCCAUAGAACUGCCUAUAGUGUCAAGCUCUCCCUGCUCCUUCACCCACCUAGCUGGAAUCCUGCCCAAGGCAAUCAACACUUGUCCCUUCCACCUGACACUGACAGCUGAGCCCCUGCUUCUUCCAAGGAAUCUACCCAAACUUUUUCUUCUAUCCCUCAUCUGGGGACACUCGCUGGGGUGUCGGAGUCGGAGAAGACUGGCAGAAAACUUGGGGCACUCUGAUAAAAGUUUGCCCUGCUGAUUCCUAAAGUGUGAGAAGACCAGGAUGCUUGGAGGGCUGAGAGAGCUGUGACUGCUGGACUGGACCUGUCAUCACUGGACUGCAACACAAGGACCUGGACCACCUUCUGGGGACACUCAGCACUAUGAGCAAACCUGCCGGAGCAACAAGUCGAAUCUUGGACAUUCCCUGUAAAGUGUGUGGGGACCGCAGCUCAGGAAAACACUAUGGAGUUUAUGCUUGUGAUGGGUGUUCUGGUUUCUUCAAGAGGAGCAUUAGAAGGAACAGGACUUACGUAUGCAAAUCUGGAAAUCAGGGUGGCUGUCCGGUGGACAAGACACACAGAAAUCAAUGUAGGGCAUGCCGUCUGAAGAAAUGUUUAGAAGUCAACAUGAAUAAAGAUGCUGUUCAACAUGAAAGGGGACCAAGAACAUCCACCAUAAGGAAGCAAGUGGCUCUAUAUUUCAGAGGACAUAAAGAUGUCAAUGGAAGCACGCCUCACUUUCCUUCAGCAGCCUUAUCAACACCUACCUUUUUCACCACUGUUAGUCAGCUGGAGCCACAUAACCUAGAGCUGGCAGCAGUGUCCACCACUCCCGAGAGACAGACCUUAAUUGGCCUGGCACAGCCAACCCCAAAGUACCCACAUGAAGUGAAUGGAGCUCCAUUGUAUCUCUAUGAAGUGGCCACUGAAUCUGUCUGUGAAUCUGCAGCCCGACUCCUAUUCAUGAGCAUUAAAUGGGCUAAGAGUGUGCCAGCUUUUUCUACGCUGUCUCUACAAGAUCAACUGAUGCUCCUAGAAGAUGCAUGGCGAGAGCUAUUUGUUCUGGGAAUAGCACAAUGGGCCAUCCCGGUUGAUGCAAACACACUACUGGCUGUAUCUGGAAUGAACAACGAUAACACUGACUCGCAGAAGCUGAAUAAAAUUAUUGCUGAGAUUCAAGCUUUACAGGAAGUCGUGGCCAGAUUUCGACAGUUACGGUUAGACGCAACUGAAUUUGCUUGUCUCAAAUGCAUUGUUACUUUUAAAGCUGUACCAACACACAGUGGCUCCGAACUGAGGAGUUUGAGAAAUGCUGCAGCCAUUGCAGCCCUACAAGAUGAGGCCCAGCUCACUCUUAACAGCUACAUACAUACUAGGUAUCCAACCCAGCCCUGCCGUUUUGGAAAACUCCUACUGCUUCUACCAGCAUUACGGUCUAUCAGCCCAUCAACAAUAGAAGAAGUAUUUUUCAAGAAAACAAUAGGCAAUGUACCAAUCACAAGACUGCUCUCAGAUAUGUACAAAUCCAGUGAUAUCUGAAGGAAAUUUUAUAUUUCUCAAGCUUUAGACUUGAAUAAUACUGUUUCAAUCACAAAUGAGUUCCAAGAGUGAUGAGACUUGUGAAGACAAUAUUAAGGGGACCUUCUUUUAUUAAAACAGCCAUCAUAUUGAUGUGCAUAAUAUCAAAAUACUAUUUGCCACAUGGAACACUUAUAGCCAUUUUGGUUCUACAAACCCAACAGAAAAGGAUGAAUGUUAUCUUCAAGAUUUUGUGUGUGGUGUGGAAAUUUACAAGAUCAACUCCUACAUUUUAAACAAGCAUUUCUAUCCUUUCUUUGUACUAUAAACUAUUUCACAUUUUUUCCAUGGCUGUAGUUUCAGAGACAGAAAAAAUAAUCACCCAUAUAGAACAGUAUGUGAUCGGCAUUGUUAUGACUACGGACACUUUGUGCUAGAUUGCAUAAAAAGGCAAGAUGCAUCUUUGGCUCCACCUGUGACCUAUCGACAAACCACAUCAUUGUGUGCAACCGCAUCAAUGCUACAACUUGACUGGAGCAGCGAUUUCCACUUUGCACCACACCAUAAUAUACUUAAUUGCCACAAGAUUACAUGAAUCAGUUAGGUGCUGAAAAUAUGGGAUCACAUCUGUGAUGUGUUUACAACAAUAAAGAGGUUAGCUUUUACCAUUAUAGUACUUCAAUGGUUAGACCAUCUUAUCAAAUCAUUUAUUCUGCUCUGCUGGUAAUACAAGUCACUUUGGUUGUGACCAACUGGAUUUUUAAAAUGCCACCUUAAUGGCAUCCCAGUCUUAGUCUGUAGGGUUCACUAUUGAGUUGGCCCACCCUUUGCAACUUUAACAACUUCAUCUCUUCUAGGAAGACUGUCCACAAGGUUUAGGUGUCUAUGGGAAUGUUUGACCAUUCUACCAGAAGCGCAUUUGUGAGCUCAGGCACUAAUGUGGAGAAAAAGGCCUGGCUCCAAAUCUUUACUCUAUAUCAUCCCAAAGGUGUCCUUUCAGGUUGGGGACAGGACAGACAAGUUCCUUUACCUCGAACUCGGUCAUCCAUGUCUUUAUGGACCUUGCUUUGUGCACUGGUGCGCAGUCAUGUUGGAACAGGAAGGGGC
Messenger RNA from Rana temporaria (common frog), 2727 nucleotides. It is a transcript of the gene NR2E1, whose product is annotated as nuclear receptor subfamily 2 group E member 1. Gene Ontology annotation, biological process: negative regulation of transcription by RNA polymerase II; anatomical structure development; cell differentiation. The transcript is spliced from 9 exons. NCBI's taxonomy places the organism in Eukaryota, Metazoa, Chordata, Amphibia, Anura, Ranidae. The record is from RefSeq and is a predicted model, not a curated record. Bases 484 to 1641 code for a protein of 385 amino acids. Gene Ontology annotation, molecular function: zinc ion binding; nuclear receptor activity; RNA polymerase II cis-regulatory region sequence-specific DNA binding.